Molecule: messenger RNA, 2206 nt
Organism: Apus apus (common swift)
Lineage: Eukaryota; Metazoa; Chordata; Aves; Apodiformes; Apodidae
Gene: CRIPT
Product: CXXC repeat containing interactor of PDZ3 domain
Exons: 5
Coding region: 44-349 (101 amino acids)
Biological process (GO): cytoplasmic microtubule organization
Cellular component (GO): dendrite
Molecular function (GO): PDZ domain binding; microtubule binding
Source: RefSeq, a predicted model, not a curated record
GGCGGAGGCCGGAAGUGGCGGUUGGUGGCGUCGGGGGCCCGCCAUGGUGUGCGAGAAGUGUGAGAAGAAGCUCGGUACGGUGAUCACUCCCGAUACGUGGAAAGAUGGCGCGAGAAACACUACAGAAAGCGGUGGCCGCAAGUUAAAUGAAAACAAGGCAUUGACCUCAAAGAAGGCAAGGUUUGAUCCUUAUGGAAAGAACAAAUUUGCAAUAUGUCGGAUUUGUAAGAGUUCUGUCCAUCAGCCAGGGUCUCACUAUUGUCAAGGAUGUGCCUAUAAAAAAGGCAUCUGCUCAAUGUGUGGCAAGAAGGUCUUGGAUACGAAGAACUACAAGCAAACUUCUGUCUAAUUGUAUUGACUAAUCUUAUGAACUUCUGUGUCUUUGUACAGUAGCUUUUCUCUAAAAUAAAUUGUGAAUAUUACUUCAUGGAAGAUAGUAGAUUUACUUGGAAUGAGAUAAGAGGUAAAGACAGCCUUAUUGUUUGCCUAGAAAUGUACAGAAUAUUUGAUUUUUGUUGUUUUAGCACUGAUGUUAACUGAUAUUUAAAGAAAAUGGUUUGCAGGAACUGAUAAAGUUCGAAGUGAAUGAGGAGAUCCUAGUGGAUAGGUUGAAGCUAUGUUACCAUCCAUGCCGUUCUCCACACCAUCAUAACAUGGAUCUUUGAGAUUAAUUCUGUAUUCUUUUGCUGUAUCUUGAGUCUCCUGCUUGUAUGAUAGUAAUAUUUUAUAAAUGUAUAAAAUAUGAUCUUGUAUCGCCUCAUUAAAGUAGUAUCUUCAUUUAGUUCUAUGCUUUUUAGGUAUUUAUAAUUAUGCUAACCAAAAACUAUUACUUUGUCCCCUCUAAGAAUUCAGCUCUUCAGCUUUUAAUGCAAUUAUCCUGUUGAAUUUUGUUUCUGCCUACAGUACAGUUGUUUAAAUCACAAAUUGUUCAAGUACUGGAAUUAGUAUAUUACUCUGCCUGUUCUUAUUGUGGCAGUAAGACUGACUAGCUAUUUCCUUAUUAGCCUCUAAGGAGGUUUUUUGUAUGUCAUCUGGUGGCCUAAGGGAAUAAAAUAAUGAGCAUCAAUUUCUAAUGCCAUGUCUCAAUCUCGUAAGUCCCUAAGUUAGUCUGGCUUUUAAAUACUUGGUUUGAAACUGGUUCUUGAAUUCUAUUAUAUAUAUUGCUUAUAUGCGUGUCAAGUCUGAAAGAUCAAAACAGGUUACCUUAAGCGUUGGUUUGAUAUGAGACUUGAAGUGAGCCUCUCUGAAUAUGAGAGGCUGAUCACAGCUCUGCAUUUCUUUGGUCCUUUGGUUAGUUUCUGCACAGGAAAGCAGUUUCUGUUAUGGAGAGUGUAAGUGUUCACUGUACAUUUUAAGGGAAACGAACUGUACUCUUAAUUCAUGGUGGGGUUUAACUAGACCUAUUUAGAUGUUUACUCCUCCUAGCAUCUCUUAUGCCUUUGCAACUUUAUUUCAACUGUAACAGAAAAACUUAUCAAUGGGAAUUUCCCUGUGAAUAGAUGCUCUCUUUUAGGUUUCCUUUUGUUCUCAGAUCUCUUACUGAGACAACUGCAUAACUAAUGGAGUCCAGAAAAAUGGCUGUUCUUUCUGGGAAUAUAGUUAAUCUCUUAGCUCCUCCAUGCUGUGGUUGCACUCUAAGUAGCCCUCUAAAAGGGGUUGCCUGACCUUUCCUGUCGCCCUUAAAUAUCCGUUAUUAAGCAUUUGUCACAAAAAUUUCUUUUUCCAGAUGUGCUAACAUCUUGCAGGUGCUAAAACUAGUUAUUUCCAGCAUGUUUUAUUUACUAAGAACCUGUGUCAAGAUAGUGGAAUGAGCUGGAUACCCCAAAAGAAGAGAGAAAUGCUGCUGCUUUUUGUGUUAAGAGCUUCACCUACCUUAAUGAUUGGAUGGAGCAAUGUGGAUUAGCUAGCUGGUGAUAGGUGGCAGCCUGCACAUUUUUUUCCUUAUGGUGGUGGCCACUUGUUUCCAAGCACAUCAAGGAAUUAUAUUAUGAGUGUACAACUCUAUGGCACAUCCUUUGUGUUGAUGAAAGAAAAUGUCUGUAAUUGGCUACAAGUUUUGCAGCAGGUGGUUGUCAGCAAUGUGUAGUGAUUUCAGGUGGCAGAUUUUCCGGUACUCUGAAGGCUUCACCCUUUGUUGGGUGUGUUCUACAAGACUGAUUAAUUUUUGCUAUUCUGUAAAUAAAACUUGUUUUCUUGCCUUCCUAAA